This is a messenger RNA of Phalaenopsis equestris, 1465 nucleotides long. RefSeq lists its product as uncharacterized. The transcript has a single exon. The record is from RefSeq and is a predicted model, not a curated record. NCBI's taxonomy places the organism in Eukaryota, Viridiplantae, Streptophyta, Magnoliopsida, Asparagales, Orchidaceae. Bases 18 to 1445 code for a protein of 475 amino acids. Gene Ontology annotation, molecular function: protein binding.
CCCACCAACUCGAGGCCAUGGGGUUCCCCACUGAUCGAGCAAAAAUGGCCCUCAUAAUAAAUGAAGGCCGGAUGGAGGAGUCGGUCGCGUGGUUGUUACAUGAAGGGGAAGAGGAUAACAAACAGCAGGUUUUGGUAAACCUAGAAGAUAAAAGCCACAUAAAAGUUGAUAUUAGUGAUGAGCUUGCCAGGCUUGCAGAAUUAGAGGUUAAGCACAAAUGUACAAAACAAGAUGUUGAAAGGGCUGUUGUUGCUUGUGAGGGAGAUUUGUUGAAGGCUGAUGACAGCUUGAGGUUGCAAAAACAAGCUGCUUCUGCCGCAACACUCAAAUCAGAUGAAUUUGUUGAUUCCAAUGGGCUAAAUAAUAAGAUUUCAGCUCCUAACAACCCUGUAUUGAUGAGAAAUCCCGUAAAAGGAGCAACCUCAUCCUCCAUGAUCAUUCAACAACAGAGACGAGAUGAAAAAGAUUUAAACUACAGAACUAUGGUAACUAGUAAUUUGCCACAGGAAUAUGUAAAUAGAAACCCUCAGCAGGCAUUUAAGAAGAUGCAGCUCAAACCAAAUGAUUGGUCAAGAGUUCAGUCUCUUGCAAUUGAUAAAAGAUUGUUGGCAAUGACCGGUGGUGCUCCAUCUGUUUCAUACCCUCCAUUGGUUUCACCAGUGCAGCCUUCGGGACCUCCAUUGAAGUCAGAACUUCAGUUCCCAGCUCCCAUGGGGCAUGAAAUUCAGACAGACUUUCAGGCAGGAACUUUGAGAGAGCCCUCUUUCAUUGUUAUGAGACGCCCGAAGCAGCAGAACUUGCCUUCAAGCAUUGGCUUGAGCAUGUCUCCGCCAGCAUCCACAGGAUGGCAUCCAAACGCAUCUCCUAGCCUGGAUUUUUUUACAGCGGCGAAUGGUGGUUCGACUCAUAACUUCGCUGGUAUGGGCUCAACAGGCUCAUCCCUGCAACAGUUUUACACUCAAAGCAACCCCUAUACAGUAUCGUCAGGACCGGCGGACUUGUCUGCGGCAACUGGUUGGAGCAACCAAUCCUGGAAUUCUUCGGGAACCACAUCGUUGCUAGCGAUGCCAUCUUCUCUAGGACUUUUUACAGCAUUGAGUUCUUCUGGGCCCGCUUCAUCUUCUCAGAAUGAUUGGAGCAACGGUAGCUCCGCUGCCCACCGGGAUUAUGCAUCUAUUGAUUGGAGCUUGGAUGUGACAUCGCUAAGACCAUUGAAGGAUAAUGUUGAGUCUGACUCAUGGGCGACAAUGUUUAUGGAAGGAAAUACUGCGGCAAGGCCUCACAUGAAUGUUGGUGGGGGUGUUUAUGUUCCAGGAUUACAGGAGGGUGGUGGUUUCAUGGCCGAUCCCUCAGGCACAUCUAGUUCCCAUGAAUGGACUAAUCCGUUUGAGGGUAGUGAUCUGUUUAGGGCUCCCAGGCAGUAUGUCACAUCCCCUUCUCUGUAGGAAAUCUAUCAUUUCAAAUG